Molecule: messenger RNA, 3396 nt
Organism: Oncorhynchus nerka (sockeye salmon)
Lineage: Eukaryota; Metazoa; Chordata; Actinopteri; Salmoniformes; Salmonidae
Product: mitogen-activated protein kinase 4
Exons: 7
Coding region: 833-3307 (824 amino acids)
Biological process (GO): intracellular signal transduction; protein phosphorylation
Cellular component (GO): nucleus; cytoplasm
Molecular function (GO): ATP binding; MAP kinase activity
Source: RefSeq, a predicted model, not a curated record
UAACCUAUAGGCCGGCUUACCGAAAGAAUAAGAGGAACACUCAAUCAUUCAUGGUGCAGCUUUUGUCAGUCUGUGCUUACUGGCUGCGUAGACUACUGGCACAGAUCGGAAAGAGUGGUAGCGUAGCCUAUUCCUCUAAAUACAUUAUUUACGCAGCAGCGGAUUGCUAGGUAGGCUAAUAUCAUCACAAUCACGGAUACUGGCACAGUCCCGCUGGCUGAUUCAUUAACAAAAAUGAAACAAAUAUGUUAUGUUUUACUUUAUUUUUGACAGUCAAAUAGACAAAAACACGCAUUAUUUUUCUGUGACAGGCUGCGAUGUUCACGGCGGCAUAUAUUAUUAUGAAGCAUCAGGUAUGUGAUGGUGUCCAGUCCAGAGGGAGCCGGUGCCACGCUUCGACUCCACAGGCACAAGGCGGCCGGCAGCUAGAUUACUGAGGGAUUACACGGACACUCGUUAACUCAAUGCCACAAAACCGAGACUGAGUGGGAAGUCUGGGAACAUCGACCAGGGAGGGACUGAAUGGGCGGUCGGCCAACUGACUGACAGACGGGAAGAGCAGGAUCCUCUACAAUCUCUGUGAAUGUAACUCUCAGCUAAUUUCACCAGCGGGAGUUGAGCUGGGAUCGCUCCGCUAGGAUCAGAGACCAGUGCUGAAUGUCUGCCUCUGCCAUCCAGCGCAUCUAUCUGUAGCAGGCACAGAUGGUGGGGUGUUGCUAUGACAACACUUGCCCUGCACCAGGGUGUGGAGUUGUCCCCUUACUUGCUCUACUGUCUUUGAUAUGAGACCUCAUCAUGCAAUAACCAGUGGACACCAGUAGUCAGCUGAGCCAUGGCAAAACAGGACUCCUCACUGUUCCUCCACGGCUUUGACCUGGGGGGACACUUCAUAGACCCCCGGCCUCUGGGCAGCGGUACCACUGGUCUGGUUCUGUCUGCUGUGGACAAGCGCAGCGGCCAGCGGGUGGCUGUGAAGAAGCUGGUGAUGCGUGACGCGGUCAGCGUGAAGCACGCCCUGCGGGAGGUCAAGAUCACACGGCGCCUGCAGCAUGAGAACGUUGUGCGCGUGCACGAGGUUCUGGGUCCUUACGGCCACCCGCUGCCUCGCGACCCGGCCCAGCUGAGUGCCCUGUACAUCGUCCAGGAGUGCAUGGAGACGGACCUAGCUAAGCUGCUAGAGCAGGGACCACUUCCCGGUGGGCACGCCAUUUUGCUCUUCUACCAGCUACUACGAGGCCUCAAGUUCAUCCACUCAGCCAACGUGCUGCACCGUGACCUUAAACCAGCCAACGUGUUCCUCAACACAGACCAGCUACUGCUCAAGAUUGGAGAUUUUGGCCUGGCCCGAAUCGUUGACCCACACUACUCCCAUAAGGGCUACCUGUCAGAGGGCUUGGUGACUAAAUGGUACCGGUCUCCGCGCCUGUUGCUCUCACCCAACAACUACACCAAGGCCAUCGAUAUGUGGGCAGCUGGCUGCAUCCUGGCAGAGAUGCUAACAGGCCGCAUGCUCUUUGCAGGAGCCCAUGAGCUGGAGCAGAUGCAGCUGAUCCUGUAUACGGUGCCUGUGUUGAGGGAAGAGGACCAUCACGACCUCCGGCAGGUCAUCCCCUCCUACGUCAGCCAUGGUUGGAGGGUCAGGAGAUCCUUCAGAGAACUACUACCUGAAGUCGAUGCAGACGCCAUAGACUUCCUGGAGCGUAUUCUGACCUUUAACCCCAUGGACCGGCUGACGGCAGAGGCGGCCCUGUCCCAUCCCUUCCUGCAGCAGUACUCGUGUCCCCAGGACGAGCCCAUGUCACCCCAGCCCUUCCGCAUAGAGGACGAGCUAGAUGAUAGCCUGGUCACAGAGCCCGGCCACAGCCACAGCCAGGCCUCUAGCUCUCACUGGGACAGAUAUGAUACCAGCCUGUCAUCAGACCUGUACUGGCAGCAGCAGGGUGGCUGUCAGUGCAUGCCUGGGGUCUCGGAGGUGGUCAACUCCAAAGAGGAGGAGGUCCAGAGAGAUCCCAGGGCAGGUUCCUACCCUCUGUUGGAGGAGGCCCAGGUGGACCCUCGCAAGUAUUCCCACAGCAGCUCUGCCGAGCGCUUCCUGGACCACUCCCACUCCUCUCUGGUGCGGGCCUGUGGGGGCGGGGCUUAUGCUGAGCUGGACUGUGGUCGCUCCUGUGACUACAAAGUGGGCUCCCCUUCCUAUCUGGACAAGGUUGCGUGGAGGGACGGCAAGCCGCAGCACUACUCCGAGCCCAAGCUGAUCCUGGACCUGUCUCACUGGAAGAGGAAUAGCCAGCUCCCUGUGCCUGAGGGGCCUGAGCCUAGAGGGGCCAGCGUGAAGGAGCUGCCUGUCGAGGAGCCACCUUGGGACCUAUUCCAGGAGAUCUCUCGCUGGGUGGAGAGCACACAGACUCGCCUGUCCUCUGCCAGCCCACCCCAGGAACCCCUGUCCUACCCCAGCUCUCCCCAGGAACUCCUGUCCUGCCCCAGCCCACCCCAGGGACCCCUGUCCUUCCCCAGCCCACCCCAGGAACUCCUAUCCUCCGCCAGCCCACCCCAGGGACCCCUGUCCUACCCCAGCUCACCCCAGGGACCCCUGUCCUACCCCAGCCCACCCCAGGAACUCCUGUCCUCCGCCAGCUCACCCCAGGGACCCCUGUCCUACCCCAGCCCACCCCAGGAACCCCUGUCCUACCCCAGCUCACCCCAGGAACCCCUGUCCUCCCCCAGCCCAUCCCAGGAACUCAUGUCCUCUGCCAGCCCACCCCAGGGACCCCUGUCCUACCCCAGCUCACCCCAGGAACUCCUGUCCUUCGCCAGCUCACCCCAGGGACCCCUGUCCUACCCCAGCCCACCCCAGGAACACCUGUCCUACCCCAGCUCACCCCAGGAACCCCUGUCCUACCCCAGCUCACCCCAGGAACCCCUGUCCUACCCCAGCUCACCCCAGGAACCCUGUCCUACCCCAGCUCACCCCAGGAACCCCUGUCCUCCGCCAGCCCACCCCAGGAACUCCUGUCCUCCGCCAGCCCACCCCAGGGACCCCUGUCCUACCCCAGCUCACCCCCGCUGCCCCCUUUUCCCACCUCUCUCCCUGCCCCACUCUUUCACAGUUGUUCGCCGGUCAUACAGCCAUCACCUGGACUGGACAAGCGUCACACACUCAGCCCGCCUGCCGCGUCCCAUUCCCCUCCCUCCCUGUUGCCCUGUUCUCCCUCGUCUCCUCCACCAAUGUCACCUCUCAUUCCUUCGUCGAUUCAUGAGCCCCCGCAGACUCUUCCCUCCAGGGGGCAAGGGGGCCCGUUUGACCUAGACAUGUUCAUCUCUCGAGCGCUGAAGCUCUGUGGUCAGAGUGAGGACCUGGGGGGAAGCCCAGACGGGGCCAAACGGGCCAACAUCAAG